Radiomyces spectabilis is the source of this 2263-nucleotide messenger RNA. Its product is annotated as transcriptional repressor TCF25-domain-containing protein. Lineage: Eukaryota; Fungi; Mucoromycota; Mucoromycetes; Mucorales; Radiomycetaceae. The record is from RefSeq and is a predicted model, not a curated record. The transcript is spliced from 12 exons. Gene Ontology annotation, cellular component: RQC complex. Gene Ontology annotation, biological process: rescue of stalled cytosolic ribosome; ribosome-associated ubiquitin-dependent protein catabolic process. Bases 141 to 2228 code for a protein of 695 amino acids.
GGUUAAAGAUGCGAAAUAAAAAAACUCCCCCCCAUUCUGGCACGGAUGUGUGUGGCUUGUGACACACCCAAGAUUCCGCGCGUGGAAAAUGUGUAUGCCCGCUCGUACCGCCCGACUCAUUGGAACUUUAUUAUCGCCAAAUGUCUUCGAGAGCAUUACGCCGACUACAAAAGCAACAACUGCAAGAGUUAGACCAUGCUAGUCAUAGCGAAGACGACUCAUCAGAAGAGGAAGCUCCACCACCCAAAGCCCAGAAUUUGUUCGACUUGUUGAAUGAAGACCAAGACGAUGACGAUGCAAAUGAUACGGACAAUGCAGACGAAACAGAUGCAAUGAACGAUGAACCCGUAGCUGAAAAGAAACCAAAAGUGGUACCGCGAGAACACGACGAAGAGGAAGAGAAAUCUCCUAGUACUGCGCAGGUCGUUAAAUCGAGUAAAAAAAACAAGAAGAAAAAAAAGAAGGGAAAAGCUCAGGCUCAAGCUCAAGCCGUCAAGAGCCAUGCUUCCUCAAAGAAAGAUAUUGCGGACAUGAGUUGGGAAGAAUUCGAUGAUGUCUUGAAGGAGAUCGGUGGCAGUUCACAGCCGGAUAAUGCGGGUUCGACAAAGGAGGAGGACACGGAGAAUGCCGAUGAACGCUGCCGUUUGCUGUCAGUUAAUCAACGUUAUUUGGAUGCGGAAGCCGAAAUGAAGCGCCUGUUUGGAUCUCGCGUAGUGAAUAGUGAGAAUCGAACCGCCGGAAGAGUUUUGAAACGUUCCAAAUUAAGUACACCCAAAGUGGAUUGGCCACCUUACAAAAAACAAGGAUUGUCAAUGUCGUUGAUUGAAAACAAACCAGGUUCAUCCUAUUAUGCAUUCACGCACUCCGAGGAGUAUCAGGAUGCGCAGCUCGAAUUUUUGAAUUGUGUGGCAUCGCACGACCCAAAUGCUCUGAUGUUCCUGACUCACCAUCAUCCUUAUCAUGUGGAUGGUUUACUUCAAGUCUCUGAGGUAGCCAAACACAGCGGUGAUCAUACAGUGGCUGGUGAAUGCAUUGAACGUGCCCUUUAUGCUUGUGAGCGAGCUUUCCAUCCUCACUUUUCGCUGUCCUCUGGCACGUCCAGACUUUCAUACCAGCGAUCUGAGAACCGAUCCUUCUUCCUUGCCAUUUUCCGUCACAUUCAAUUUUUGACCCGCCGUGGGUGCUGGCGAACCGCCUUUGAAUUCAAUAAGCUGUUGUUCAGUCUGGAUCCCACUGCCGACCCCACAGGCGCCUUGUUAUCCAUUGAUUAUUAUGCAUUGAAUGCCAAAGAUUACGGUUAUUUGUUACGAAUGAUAUCGCAUUGGAAAACCGAUGCGUCAAUCUACCCUGGCGCCUUGGAUGAUUUACCCAACUUUGCCUUUUCCGGAGCUUAUGCCAAGUUCAAGUUGGCGCAAACCAAAGACAAUGUAUCUGAGGAAGACAGCUCUGCCAUGCUAAAGGAAGCGAUUAAGAAAUUCCCUCAGUUUACACCUCGUUUGUUGCAAAAGCUCGGCGAAUCCGAUCCAUUAGUAUCUCAGGUUCAAGAAACCAUCAAUGACCCUUACUUGGACCUACUCCUCUGGUUGGCCGUGGAAAGGAAUCAUGAACUUUGGAAAGAGCCAGAGGUAUUGCAGUGGCUGAAGCAGACGGCUCACCAAGUAAAGGCUCAAGACGACCUGGCUUAUCAACAAGUGCGAUGCAGUGAAAACCGUGAUAUUCCGUUGAAUGUGUGUCGUCAUGUCAUCAUGUCCGAAAUUCGCAAGUGUCUUUCUUACCUACCGACGUCCGUCACUGGCACCGAUUACCAUAUGUAUGACCCUCUUCCACCGCCGGAUUCUGUAUCAGGUUACGAUAUCAACGACAGAAUUCGCAGGGGUCACGGAAGCGGGGCACAAGCUGCGCCUACAGGAAUUCUGGCCAGAAUCCAAAAUUUCCUCGAUGGUAUGGGAGGCAAUGUCUCUCCGGAAACGGCUGACCAAAUCCGUGAAAUGAUGGCCGAGGUACGGCGUCGUAUGGAUACGCUCCCAGGCACUUUUCCCGAUCUCCAAGACUACGAGGAAGAUGAAAGUGGCGAAACACCUGCAAACCCAGAGCAGCUUGAUUUUGACUACCUUGACGAGGUAGCGGCCGAAGAACUGGCUAUGCAAAGAGCUUUGGCAGAGGAAUAUGAGCGAAAUGAUAGUCAUAACAACCAUAAUAAUGACGACCGUAGAUCAAACACUGAAUAGAUGCAAAAGAAUAACAACACCGUCUUUUCGACCUG